AUGGCAAUGAGAAGGCAAGGAGAAGAAGGCAAUGAGAAGGAAGGAACCAGCCGGAGGAAGGAACCAGCCGGAGGAAGGAACCAGCCGGAGGAAGGAACCAGCCGGAGGAAGGAACCAGCCGGAGGAAGGAACCAGCCGGAGGAAGGAACCAGCCGGAGGAAGGAACCAGCCGGAGGAAGGAACCAGCCGGAGGAAGGAACCAGCCGGAGGAAGGAACCAGCCGGAGGAAGGAACCAGCCGGAGGAAGGAACCAGCCGGAGGAAGGAACCAGCCGGAGGAAGGAACCAGCCGGAGGAAGGAACCAGCCAAAGGAAGGAACCAGCCAAAGGAAGGAACCAGCCAAAGGAAGGAACCAGCCAAAGGAAGGAACCAGCCAAAGGAAGGAACCAGCCAAAGGAAGGAACCAGCCAAAGGAAGGAACCAGCCAAAGGAAGGAACCAGCCAAAGGAAGGAACCAGCCAAAGGAAGGAACCAGCCAAAGGAAGGAACCAGCCAAAGGAAGGAACCAGCCAAAGGAAGGAACCAGCCAAAGGAAGGAACCAGCCAAAGGAAGGAACCAGCCAAAGGAAGGAACCAGCCAAAGGAAGGAACCAGCCAAAGGAAGGAACCAGCCAAAGGAAGGAACCAGCCAAAGGAAGGAACCAGCCAAAGGAAGGAACCAGCCAAAGGAAGGAACCAGCCAAAGGAAGGAACCAGCCAAAGGAAGGAACCAGCCAAAGGAAGGAACCAGCCAAAGGAAGGAACCAGCCAAAGGAAGGAACCAGCCAAAGGAAGGAACCAGCCAAAGGAAGGAACCAGCCAAAGGAAGGAACCAGCCAAAGGAAGGAACCAGCCAAAGGAAGGAACCAGCCAAAGGAAGGAACCAGCCAAAGGAAGGAACCAGCCAAAGGAAGGAACCAGCCAAAGGAAGGAACCAGCCAAAGGAAGGAACCAGCCAAAGGAAGGAACCAGCCAAAGGAAGGAACCAUUGCCACUACAACUACUGAAAAAGAAGCUCCACCACCACCACCACCACCACCACCACCACCACCACCACCACAUCUCUAG
Messenger RNA from Schistocerca nitens (vagrant locust), 1047 nucleotides. RefSeq lists its product as uncharacterized. NCBI's taxonomy places the organism in Eukaryota, Metazoa, Arthropoda, Insecta, Orthoptera, Acrididae. Bases 1 to 1047 code for a protein of 348 amino acids. The record is from RefSeq and is a predicted model, not a curated record. The transcript has 3 exons.